GAAUCAUGAAAUGUUAAUUAAAUUAUCAUAUUUUAUUCUUCCAAACGUUAAUUUUAAAGGAAAUGAAUUAAUUUCUCACACUUUCUCAUUUUUUACACUUUUUUACACAUUUCUCAAUUUUUACACAUUUUCAAAUUCUUACACAUUUUUACACAUUUCUCAAUUUUUACACAUUUUCAAUUUCUUACACAUUUUCAAACUCUUACACAUUUCGCAUACUAACUACAAUUUUCCAAAUUCUCAUAACUAAAAUGUGUUAUAAGAGGUGAUGAGGUGUGGAUUGAGUAAGUAUGUGAUAAAGUUGACUUUGGUGUUGGCUGGGUUAGUGUUACUUGGCGCCAUUUUUAACCUCGGGAACAUGACCGACCUAACUUACAACGCCAGACAAUCCAUUCUCUCACUCACAUCCCACUCAACCAAUCUUAUCAAUCAAAAUACUAAUCUAACUGAUCAUAAUUCCAAUCUUACCGAGCAAAAUUCUAACCCUAAAGAGAGUAAUUUUUACCCUACCGAGAGUAGUUCUAAUCUUACAGAGGGUAAUUCAGGGUUGAUUGAUAAUAAUGUUGAGGAUUUGGAGAAGUUUUAUAAGGGUUUGAUCUCCGGAGUGGCAGAAUGGAAAAUACCCCGAAACUACUCUCUCACCCAAGCCAACUUAACCACUACUCAAGAGGAGUAUGAUCUGUUGGAGAUGCGUGAGAGGGAGUUGAUGGAAGUAAGGCUCAAGGGAAAUGUCAAGUUCACUCUUAAAUUAGUCAAUCAAACCACCAAAAUUAACACCGAGAUGAUAAAGAGUGUGGAAAUGAGUGACGUGGGCGUGUGGGAAGUGUCUGAGCAAGUGACCGUCAACAUUGAAGAAAGGAAAUACCUCUACAUAUCAUCAAUUCUCUCCAUCGUAUUCUUACUACUCUUACUAUGUGUUAAGAGGACGAAAAUGAUCUUUACCAUUCUUGGAUUUCUCAGCCUGUUUCUCGGGAUUACAGCCGCUAAGCUAUUUUUACCCCCAAUACUGACUGGGAGGUUGUUGGAGUUGUAUGUGAGAUGUGUGGGAUAUUUGAAACCCCUAGCCUCAGUGUGUAUAUUAAUAGUUUUGAUCUCGUAUUACUUCCACCAAGCGUCGGAACUCGGGAAAUACAACGAAAUGCACCUGAUGUUUUCACACCAGUUUAGGAACCUAGUGGUCACUGUUAUCUCCGUUGUGCUGUCAAUUUUUAAUCAUAAGAUUGCGGUGAACGUGGUUAAUUGGUUCAUCUGGGUACCCAUCCUGCAAUGCUACGUAUUCCAAAAUUAUCAACAAAUCAUUAAUCGAAAAUGUAUACACAUUGUUACUCAUUCUCUAACUAAAGAAACUAAAGAGACUGAGCAAAUUGAGUUGGUGGGCGAGUUUGAUGUGUUGAAGAUAGAGGAGACGGAAUCGUUACAGGAGUACUCCGACUUUCACCAGAGAAGAAGAAAGAACUUCAGACCAUACCUUAUGCUAUUAUAUUUGAUCUUGUUUCUGACAUCACUUGUGCUCUGUUUUAAGAAUACCAAUUACUUCAACAGUACCAAGGAAAUUGACGAAGCCAUGUCAGAUUCCUUCUACGUCAAUAUGGAAACACUAAAUAUACAAGAUUUUAACCUGGAUCAAGAUAACAUCAACUUCACAAUUACCAAAUCUUUAGAGAGAGUGUUGUUGGAUGACAUAAGUGAGAUAACGACGGUUGAGUUGUUGAAUGGUUGGAUUGAGUCGUUUCUGAAGAGGAUAACCUUCAAAAAUUCGUUAAUCGUGUUUAAGGAUUUGGACAACCCUACCGAGUACAAAUUACUAAACCAAGACAAUACCAAAGAUUUAACCAAGAUUAAUCUUAGUUUAUUGUUCAUUUUUCAAGCCAAUAAUCAAAUUACCACUGCAGAGAUAAAGAUCGGCUCGUCUAAGGUGAGUACGACGUUGAAGAACUUGGGGAUAAUAACGUUUGGCCUUGUGCAGAAUAAAUAUUUGGGAAUUCUUAUCUUCUUCAACUGCUUAGUGCUACUGGCCGCUCUGGCAUUCACUGGUGGUAAAGACAAAUCCAAAUUCAAAGCCGCGAUUAUUAUUUUAUUAUUUAUUAUUAGUCUUUGCUUCAGUAUUGCUUUCUUCUUUCUCAUUCCUAAACUUUUAUACAACAUUGAUACGAAUUUUAUUAAAGACCCGUCGGUUUCGAUGUUGAGCGAAUUUCUAUCCCCCUUGUUGAAGUUAAUAUUCCUUAGAAAAGCCGUUACUGUCAUCGUUUUCAUCUGUUUAGUACUGUCUGUCGUUUAUUUAAUUAUUAGUUUACCCAAGGAAUACUCAACGUUUAACGAGAACAUGACCAGUGUUAAGAGGUCAAUUAACUCAGACUGGAAGAAUCUUAGGAUUCUACUCUAUCAGUUUUUGCUACUUUUACUUAUUUCGGCCGUUAUAGGCCACGAAUCGUUUGGGUAUAAGUAUGACGAGUUCCGUAAUGAAUUACUGAGUUUACGUUACAAUUUCAUAAUGAUGUUUAACAAGUUCUUGAUAGAGCCUAGGCCUGACAUUAGGAGUUUACUUUACUGGUACCACAGGGUUGGGAUUUUCGUCUUUUACAACGUUGUGCUCACGGGAUUUCUGGCCACAUUUUACUUUUACUCUUGUAGUAAAAGAGGACAUUUAUUCAGUAGGAACAAGAACUUUUUCGUAUUUCCCAAGCCAAGCGACUUCAACUUCGACGUUAAAAUUAAAGCCACCUUUGAAGAAAUUUUGGCCUUUAAAGUCUUUUUAGAAUCGUUCAAUUCCUACAAAGAACACCUCAAAUCCACCGAAAACAAUGAUGUUAGUGAGAGGUUUGUGGAGACAUUUAGUCAGAAGAUGCAUGGGUUGAAUAAGUUAACGUUUAACGGGGAUUUGUAUGUGUAUUUCGAGCGUGUUAAGCGGUAUCUCCUGUGCAUAAUAUUCCUGCGCAUUAAGAUCAAUUCCUUCACCGAGAAGAUUAAAGCGCUGGAACUACAAAAGGACAAGAUCAAAAAUAGAAAUGACAACAAACGAACUUAUUUGAUAAUGCUAAAAAAGAAACUCUUCGACACUACCGAAGAGGUUGAAAAGUUCAAAGCAAAGUAUAAAAUUCUACAACUCAUACAGGCAAACCAGCCUGUUAACUCAGAUUCUGUAAUAUCUGAUCCUGUAGUACCAAAAUCAGUAGUACAGGAGACUGAGGAGAUUAAGAAAUAUGACACAAAAGAACUAAAGGAGUUCUUACUAAUCCCAGAACUAAACAAUUGUAACACUGUAGAGAGUGUGGAGAGUGUAGAGAGUAGUGAUAGUGUCAGUAGUGUUGAUGAUGACACUGGAGUUGAUAGUAUUGAGAGUAUAAAAAAUGAAGUAAAAACAACAAAUGAAGUAAUAAAUGAAAGAGAAUGCAGUGAAAACACUUUAAAUACAGUUGAGAGUGACACAGUUGAAGCGGCGAAUGUAGUUGAGGAUAGUACUCCUGACAAAAGUAAUACACCAGAUGUGAUUGAGAAUGUUAAAAAGAUGAAUAGUGAAGUGUUGGAAAGGGUUGAAACUGAAGAGAAAGUGGAAAUUGGAAUUUUCAAGACGAAAAUUCUCAAAUCAAAAAAUUAA
Messenger RNA from Theileria parva strain Muguga, 3595 nucleotides. RefSeq names its product putative integral membrane protein. Lineage: Eukaryota; Apicomplexa; Aconoidasida; Piroplasmida; Theileriidae. The coding region runs from base 269 to 3595 and encodes 1108 amino acids. The record is from RefSeq and is a predicted model, not a curated record. The transcript has 12 exons.